UCGGCCCCGGCUCCUCGCGCUUCUCCGCGGCUUCGCCUCGCUCCUCUCCGGGAGGGCUCCCACGCCGCGCCGGCCAGGACGGCAUUGCUACAGGGAGCCUCUAGGAGUUCCAGAGUGAAGAGAUCUGCCUUCAUCUGGAGACCUCUGUUAAAGGUGAAGACCUCCUAAUAGGCCAGACAGCCUUAGCAGGAGCUCAGAAAUCAUACAUCAAGAAUUCCCUGGAACAUUACAUCCCCCCGUUCAGAGCUUGGACAAGAGUUUGGCAUUCCACUUUUGCAGAUCGCUGCCGGUAGCAGAGCGCAAAGGGAACGGCGAGACUCCCACAUCUUUCAGCGAGAAGAAAGGAGUCAGCGGAGCAGACUAAUACGGACUUGUGUCGGAUGCCCUUGCCCUACAAAGGCUGCCUUUAAAAGAGAAACGCAGUGUUAUUUAAUGAGCUGUGAGAUGAGGCACUGCUGCUAGCGCUCAGAUCCCAGGAUUCAUCGGCUAUUCAUUGUGCUUAAUGUACAUGUUUCUGCACCGUGCAUUUAGGAGAUCCCAGAGAAGAAUCCAAAACGGCUGCGGGGGAAAGACCACCAAACAUGCCUACAGAAACAUUACCGACAGGUAGCAUGGUGAAGCCGGUCAGCCCUGCCGUGACUUUCACAUCCGCCGUUCCUCUCCGCAUCCUGAACAAAGGACCCGACUAUUUUCGCAGGCAGGCGGAGCCUAAUCCAAAAAGACUGAGCGCAGUGGAGAGGCUAGAAGCCGACAAGGCAAAAUAUGUCAAGAGCCAGGAGGUCAUCAAUGCCAAGCAGGAGCCUGUGAAGCCGGCAGUGCUGGCGAAGCCACCAGUCUGUCCUGCAGCCAAGAGAGCACUGGGAAGCCCCACCUUGAAAGUCUUCAGCAACAACGCAAAGACUGAGAGUGGCGUCCAGAGGGAAAAUCUGAAACUCGAGAUUUUGAAGAACAUCAUCAACAGCUCUGAAGGCUCCAGCUCAGGCUCAGGGCAUAAGCACGGUCCCCGAAAUUGGCCACCCCACAGAGCUGAUUCAACAGAGCUGAACCGACACUCGUUCGCCGAGUCUUUGAAGGUUUACCCCACGCAGGGCCGUAGCAGCCCACAGGAGAGCAGCUCCAACGUCAGCAGAAGGCUCCUAGAUCAAUCGGCAGAGACUUUCUUGCAUGUCUCUCACAGCUCUUCAGACAUUAGGAAAGUAACUAGCGCAAAGCCCUUAAAAGCAAUACCCUGCAGUAGUUCAGCCCCACCUCUGCCUCCAAAGCCCAAAAUCGCUGCCAUUGCCACCCUGAAAUCCCCAGAGAUUGAGGCAGUCGAGUCUGGAUGUGGAGUUAGUAGAAGACCCUCCCUACAGCGAUCAAAAUCAGACUUAAGUGACCGAUACUUUCGCGUCGACGCAGAUGUUGAACGAUUCUUUAACUACUGCGGACUGGAUCCUGAAGAGCUUGAAAACCUCGGGAUGGAAAACUUUGCAAGGGCUAACUCUGAUAUUAUAUCCCUCAACUUUCGCAGUGCAAGCAUGAUUAGCUCAGACUGUGAACAGUCUCAGGACAGCAACAGUGACCUUAGAAAUGAUGACAGUGCCAAUGACCGUGUGCCAUACGGUAUUUCUGCCAUUGAAAGGAAUGCCAGAAUCAUCAAGUGGUUAUAUAGCAUCAAGCAAGCUAGAGAGUCACAGAAAGUGUCCCAUGUGUGAGAGAGAAAUCCACCAUAGAAAAAGCAAGGACUGUAUCUUUGUCUGUGAAUAUUCAGUUUGUGAAGGGUUGUGAAGUCUACUUGAAGUCUUGUACCCUUCUCAAAUCUCUUUGUGUUGCUUGUUGUGCAAUGUUUCCAAGUUGCAUGCCUGUCAACAUGUGAGCUGACCUGGCUUCCACUUGAACAAUAAUUAACUACAAAGCCUGGCUGAGCGUACACAUUAUCUGCCAAAAGUUUAAGACAAGAAUCUGAUUAGGGCUUCAGUAUAAUCAAAGUGUUUACAUGAAAAGGUUAUAUGACUUCUUUGGUAUUUAUGUGGUUCCUUGUGGAUUUUAUAUAUGUCACUUUUUGUCUUAAUACAGAUAUUGUCAACUGAUGUUACCAGUUUCUAACUUGAAACAGAAUCCCUUUUUGGGGGAAGGAAAGCAAAAUUGGCCAAAAUAAGAUGUUUAGGCAUAUGACGAUAGGCAAAGCAGCCUUAUCUUUUGUAGAAAGUGCGUUAUUGGCACAUGAAAGCUGUUUCUAAAAGGCAAAGAAUGCUAUGUUCUUAAAUUAUGUAUCGUUGUUAAACUAUAUAUCCCUACUUGUAGUAAGGCACUGUUCUGUAAAGGUUUCUUUUUUCUAGGUAAGUUCCUUCCGUUUUACAGCAGAAAUAGUCUAGUGAUUCUUCUUGACCUCUCAUAAACUAAAUGAGUCUUGCAUUUGGAUUGGUGGAAGCAUUUUUAAUGAUUUUGUACUAUCCCGGUUGGAAAUUUCAGCUUAAAGAAGGUCAGAGGGAACAGACGGCACAGGUGUGGGAUUUUGUGGGUUUAAUUUUUACUCAAAGAUUCCUGGUCUUAAACUUUUGACAGGAAUAAUUAGAUCCUAUAGCUGAUAUUGAAUGCCUUUAUUAGUCAAAACACAUCAUGACUACAAACUCCAUGCUGUCUUUUAAUUUUUUUUUUUUAGAACUUUUUGAACAGUUAAUGAACAAAAAUGGAAACACACAGCCAUAUCAAUAUAACGCCUCCUAUUCAGAAGUAAAUACACUCAGUAGCUGAACUAUAUCUGAAAAAAUGUGAUUAUGUUGUCUUGCAUAUAUUAUAUCUAAGGCUGUGAGGGUUUGUUACAGCUCUAGGAAAGUGUAGAAACAUGACAGUAUGUAGCUUUUUUCUUUUUUUUUUUUUUUUUUUUUACCUCCUUAACAUGGUUAGUGCUGCAGAUCGACCUGUUACAAAUCUUUUGACAAUCUGUGUCUUCCCAGUGGUUUAAUUAACUGUCAUUUGAACUGACAGUGGUGGUGUGGUAGUCGAGAAGUUGAAAGUACAGUGGUCUGCUUCAUUAUUAUUGUAUACAUGCUUUGAAGUAAAUUGCAGCACUACCUUAUACUACAUCAGCUAAUAGGAAACUUUUUUAUUGUGUAAAUGCUGUAAGACUUUGUAUAUACUUUAGUUGUUACGAAAUCUUUAAAAGGAAGAGUGUUAUGCUAAUAAAUAGCUCCUGGUGCAGGUAUGGUAGGUUUUUUGUUCUUUUUUUGACCCCCUUCCAUUCUUAAAACUAUAUCAGGAACUCAAUUGCAGUGUCUUUUAGUGCUGUAGAAGGUCUUGGUUAAAUAAUAGUUCCAGUAAAAGGUUUCUUUUACUAAAGUGCUUUUCAGAAUAUAAUUUUUUAUAAAAUAACUAUAGCAGCAUGAUCUGUCUGAAGAACUAGAAGCGGUUUUCAAGACUCCUAAAAUAGCUUGCUUCUUCCUUACCUAGCAAUGUUACUGUUCCCGUUUAUAGCAUCUGUUCAUAAUGAAUCACUGCAGUCUUCUGAAUUAUUCUUCAGUAGUGCUUAUUUAUAUAUUUGAAUAUUAAAGAUGUUUUACAAAGUCGGGUUCUAUCUUUUCUCUAAGAGGCCUGUAGCCCAACUUCUUACAGCUACAGUUAAUGCAGGCGAGACUGGAAGUGGAGCCAUGUAGUUGUUUGUUGCCUAUGGUAUUAUCCUGCAUCCAGUUUUAUAUAAGUGUUCUCCAAAGGAUUGUUCGUGGAGGGGGGAAGCACACACUCAGUUCCAGCACGCAUUCAGUUUCAGGAGGCUACUCUAUGAUUUUUACAGUUGACUUCACAACCUAAGACUUACUACAUUCCUAGCUCGGGCAAAAAAAUGAGGAGCUCUGUAUUUCAGCUACAGGCACAUUUGUGACAUUUCAAGCUCCAUGGGUUUCAGUUGACAUUGACAUCACACUGGUUUUUCAAGCAUAUUUUUCCAAUAGUAAGUUCUACUCAGUUCAGUGACUAUUUUGCCAAGGAAAAUAAUGCUUAAGGGAUUAAAGCCAAGUGUAAUGCAGCUGUACAGCAAUGAAAUAAAGAAGUUAAAACCAAAAUAAAAAAUACACUCACA
Messenger RNA from Empidonax traillii (willow flycatcher), 4054 nucleotides. RefSeq names its product family with sequence similarity 110 member B (gene FAM110B). NCBI's taxonomy places the organism in Eukaryota, Metazoa, Chordata, Aves, Passeriformes, Tyrannidae. The coding region runs from base 582 to 1694 and encodes 370 amino acids. The transcript is spliced from 4 exons. The record is from RefSeq and is a predicted model, not a curated record.